This is a messenger RNA of Metschnikowia bicuspidata var. bicuspidata NRRL YB-4993, 1170 nucleotides long. It is a transcript of the gene SER1, whose product is annotated as O-phospho-L-serine:2-oxoglutarate transaminase. Lineage: Eukaryota; Fungi; Ascomycota; Pichiomycetes; Serinales; Metschnikowiaceae. Gene Ontology annotation, biological process: L-serine biosynthetic process. Gene Ontology annotation, molecular function: O-phospho-L-serine:2-oxoglutarate transaminase activity; pyridoxal phosphate binding. The record is from RefSeq and is a predicted model, not a curated record. The transcript has a single exon. Gene Ontology annotation, cellular component: cytoplasm. Bases 1 to 1170 code for a protein of 389 amino acids.
AUGAGUUCCUUAAACCGUGAAGAACCCCAUUACUUUGGUGCUGGCCCAGCAUUGUUGCCGUCAGACGUCUUAAAGCAAGCUGCCUUAGACUUGUUAACUUUCGAUGGCGAGAAUUUAGGUGUGGGCGAAAUCUCCCACCGCUCCAAGACUGCGAUUCAAAUCAUUGAUGAAACAAAGGCUAACUUCACAAAGUUGUUGAAUAUUCCAGACACUCAUGAGGUGUUCUUUAUGCAAGGCGGAGGCACGUUGGGAUUUGCUUCUGUGGCUUACAACUUGCUAGCCAACUACGCCAAGAAGACAGGUAAGAAAGGCAAAGCUGCUUAUGCCGUGACUGGUGGCUGGUCUAAGAAGGCAGCUGAAGAAGCCAAAAGAUUGGGAUUUGAGGUUGACAUUGUUGUUGACACAAAGACCUCAAAAUUCAACCACAUCCCGCCAUACAGCGAAUGGGCCCCAAUUGACAAGGAGAAUACCGCUUACUUGUAUGUAUGUGAUAACGAAACCGUUCAUGGAAAUGAAUUUAAUGACGUGCCGGGAUCGGACUACUUGCCGGAAAAUGUCGAGCUAGUGGCUGACAUGUCAUCAAAUAUCUUAUCCAAAAAGCUUGAUGUUUCGAAGUAUGGUCUUAUCAUGGCGGGCGCCCAGAAAAACGUCGGAUUGGCUGGUUUGACUGUUUACAUCAUCAAGAAGAAUUUGCUCGAUCAAAGCUCAGACGAUGAAUUGAGGGAAUUAGGUAUCCCUUUGACACCGAUCGCCUUCCAAUUUCCCACUGUGGUGGCCAACAACUCUGCGUACAACACCAUCCCAAUUUUUACGUGUCACAUCUUGAAAUUGGUGACUGAAAAGUUGUUGAAAAUGGGUGGCAUUGAAGCCAUUGAAACUAUCAACGAGAAAAAGGCAAGCUCAUUGUACGGUGUAUUAGAGAAAUACCCUCAAUUAUACAAGUUGCCUGUCGAGAAAAACUCUCGCUCGAAGAUGAAUGUUGUCUUCACCCUUCCAAACGAGGACUUGGAGUCCAAGUUCUUGAAGGGGGCAGCUGAGGACAAGUUGACGGGCUUGAAAGGACACAGAUCGGUGGGAGGUAUUAGAGCCUCUCUCUACAAUGCAGUGACUGCGGACAGUACUGAGAGGUUGGUAAAAUACAUCGAGAAUUUUGCAAAUGACAACGCUUAG